AUGGAUUAAGUAAAAGCAAUGUAGUAAUAUAUAACUAAAUUAAACAUUGCUCUAACAGAUUUAUAAUAAAAAAAUAAAGAUUUAGAAGUAAAACUUGAUUAGGAAUAAAAAUUAGUGUAAUCAUUGCAAGAAAAAUUAGAAUAUACUGAAAAAAAAGUUAUCGAAUGAAAAAGAAUAAGUUGAAAUUCUAGAAAUCAAAGUUGAUGAAUAUGAAAAGACAUUAAAAAGUUUAUCUGAUACUAAAGUAUUAAAAUUAUUUAAUAUAAGAAACCAAUUUUUUUAGGCAAAGUUUUUAAUAAUUCAUAAUUAGAUCAAUUGAUAAUUAAACUUAAUUAAAGUGAAUAAUCAUUAGAUUUAUAAAUAUUAGAAAAUGAAAAAUUACAUGCUUAGGUUUUUACAUUAAAAACAUGA
Paramecium pentaurelia is the source of this 411-nucleotide messenger RNA. Lineage: Eukaryota; Ciliophora; Oligohymenophorea; Peniculida; Parameciidae. The record is from the annotation of a GenBank genome assembly.